Austrofundulus limnaeus is the source of this 1924-nucleotide messenger RNA. RefSeq names its product selenophosphate synthetase 3 (gene sephs3). The record is from RefSeq and is a predicted model, not a curated record. Gene Ontology annotation, biological process: L-selenocysteine biosynthetic process. The transcript is spliced from 8 exons. Gene Ontology annotation, molecular function: ATP binding; selenide, water dikinase activity. Lineage: Eukaryota; Metazoa; Chordata; Actinopteri; Cyprinodontiformes; Rivulidae. Gene Ontology annotation, cellular component: cytoplasm.
UAAACUUUUUUUUGGACGUUGAUUUUGUUUUAUUUUGGUAAAGGUUUUCUUCUAAUCACGCAGCGCUCCUCGCACGAACACCGCUCAGCGCCUCUUCACUAACCGCGCUCAGACCUGUGCGUGUCCUCCUCCAGCAGCGUUUUGUUUCAGAACCGGUGCUCGAGGGGGUGUAAGCAUGUCAAGCUCCAGCCCCACACCUCCCUCCGAGGAGGUCGUGGGACCCGCCGGGUGUUUCCCCCCGGGAUACAAGCCGUUCGACCCCGUGGAGCACGGCCUGGAUCGCGGGUUCCGUCUCACAUCCUUCUCGGACAUGAAGGGAUGAGGAUGCAAGGUCCCGCAGGAGGCUCUGCUCAAACUCCUGUCGGGACUGGAGCCGGACCGAGCCACCGACGGGACGGGGAAAGCCGAGGACCAAGCUUCGGAGUUCGUUGAACAGUUGUCCGGCCCGCGGCUCGGUAUCGGUUUGGACAGCUGUGURAUCCCCUUAAGACAUGGAGGGCUGUCUCUGGUUCAAACCACUGAUUUCUUUUACCCUCUGGUUGAAGAUCCGUACAUGAUGGGGAGGAUAGCGUGUUGCAACGUCCUCAGCGAUCUGUACGCCAUGGGCAUCACGGAGUGCGACAACAUGUUGAUGCUGCUGAGCGUCAGCCAGAAGAUGAACGAGAAGGAUCGAGAGCGAGCGAUGCCGCUGAUGAUCCGAGGGUUCCGUGACGCCGCAGAGGAAGGAGGGACGUCGGUGACCGGCGGUCAGACGGUCGUCAACCCCUGGAUCAUCAUCGGGGGCGUGGCGUCCGUCGUCUGCCAGCCCAACGAGUUCAUCAUGCCCGACGGGGCGGUGCCGGGAGACGUCCUGGUUCUGACCAAACCUCUGGGGACUCAGGUGGCCGUGAACGCUCACCAGUGGCUCGAACAGCCUGAAAAGUGGAACAAGAUCAAGCUGGUUGUCACCAAAGAGGAAGUCAAAGAGGCGUAUCACGAAGCCAUGUUCUCCAUGGCCACGCUAAACCGAACAGCGGCACGCCUGAUGCACAAGUAUCAGGCUCACGCCGCCACGGACGUGACAGGCUUCGGUCUGCUGGGACACGCCAACAACCUGGCAUCGCAGCAGAAACACGAGGUGGCCUUCGUCAUCCACAACCUGCCGAUCAUCGCCAAGAUGAGCGCCAUCAGCAAAGCCGGAGGGAACCUGUUCAGCCUGCUGCAGGGCCGAUCGGCCGAGACCUCCGGUGGACUGCUGGUGUGUCUGCCCAGGGAGCAGGCGGCCAAGUUUUGCUCUGAGAUGAAGAGUCACAACUCGGCGGCGGGCAACGCCUCCAACGGCGCAUGGAUCAUCGGAAUCGUAGAGAAAGGUGAUCGCCGCGCCCGCAUCAUCGACAAGCCUCGCAUCAUCGAGGUGCCGCCGCGAGGAAGCCAGGCGUCCAAUCAGGAAAACAGCUCCGCCAACCCGGACCUGAGCGCCAAUCUGUCGUAGUCCGACGCCGCGCCGACGACUUUCGCCUUUAAUUUCCGACCAAAAUUACUAUUAACUUUUGACACACCUUUGAUAUCAUGAAUUCAGGGUUCAUUCGCACCUUGUUCUUAGCUUUUUUUUGUUUUGUUUUUUAAUCUAUUUAAUUAUUUUGAAACGUUUUGAUGAAAUGUUGAGUGAUGAGGCGUCGCGGCGCCUGCCUCUGCCCUCGUCUCAUUGGAAGGCUUGAGCAGCUUCCUCUGAGCGGCCGGGCAGCGUUCAGCCGUUUGGCCGUCCAGCGCGGAGCCCCGCCCACUUCUCCUUUUAUGAAGCUCUGCGUAUGAAACCCCGAGCCGGGGCCAGGUAGAGCCGAUGUUUGUCCGGGGAUUAGUGGUCGGGCUGACAGCACUGGAGGCUUUGAAGCUGCCUGUUUUAGAUUGUCUUGCUUUUCACAAUCAAUAAAACCAUCAACUCAGA